Nanorana parkeri is the source of this 2284-nucleotide messenger RNA. RefSeq names its product GREB1-like protein. The record is from RefSeq and is a predicted model, not a curated record. Gene Ontology annotation, biological process: multicellular organism development; kidney development. The transcript has 14 exons. The annotation marks the transcript as partial. NCBI's taxonomy places the organism in Eukaryota, Metazoa, Chordata, Amphibia, Anura, Dicroglossidae.
AUGUGUGUGAGUUCUGGGAAAACAGAGCUUCUGGUUUGUCAGGUGUGGAUUGCUACAGAUAAGAAAACACAUUCCAGGGCUGACAAAGCUUGUGAUCAAAACAUUGCCAUAGAUGACCCUUUUGUCCUGGUAUACGAGCGCAGAGUUCAAGGGCGGAAUCGCAGCGGGAAACCAUGCGAUCCGCCUGGUGUGACUGAGGUGCCUUUAGAAAAUAAUGGCACCGCCAUCGGCUGUGGUGGGUGGCUCCGUGACCGCUCGGCAAUCCGUGUGGUUUCCUGCACGAUUGCCGCACAGUCACAGAUUGCGCAAGUCAUGGGGAACUCAUAUGCAGGGCAGCUGAAAUCUGCCCAGUUUGAGGAAGCUCUUCACAAUUCAAUAGAAGCCUCCCUAAGAUGUAACAGUGUAGUUCCACGGCCAGUGUUCUCACAGCUUUAUCUUAAUGCAGACAAUUCCACAUUCACUCCAGACGGUGUUGAUGUAAAGCCAAAACUAGAGGAACUGGAUAAGGAUUUUGCCCAGCGGUACACUCAGAAUGGCAGCCUGGAUUUCUCUAACAGCCAGACAGUGUGUGAAAUGGACGACGGCGAUGAUGAUGUUGACGAUCUGUCUGAUUCGAAUAGUCCUCCAUUGCCCUACACGCAGAAGCCACCUCCAGAGGGCUCUUGCACUGUAGAUGGGUUCUGCCAAGCAGGGAAAGACUUGCGAUUGGUGUCGCUCUGCAAAGAACAGGUUGAGGUUCCAUCAGGAUUUCUAUUAGUCGGAGUGAAGAAUCCAUCUCUCCCAGAUCACAUACUUGUCUGUGCAGUAGAUAAAAGGUUUCUUCCUGAUGAUGAUGGCAAAAAUGCACUUUUAGGGUUCUCUGGAAAUUGUGUUGGCUGUGGAGAGCGGGGUUUCAGGUAUUUUACAGAGUUCUCCAAUCACAUAAACCUGAAACUCACAACUCAACCAAAGAAGCAAAAGCACUUAAAAUAUUACCUGGUGAAGAACUCCCAGGGAGUACUCUGCAAAGGGCCAGUUAUAUGCUGGAAAGAGCCUCGAAGUCGACCCCUUCCUGCUCCAGUUGCAAAGCCAAUCACUCCCCUCUCAGAAAAUGGAAGCAGUAAUGGAUACAAGUCCAGAUUCUCUCCUUCAGAGGUACAAUCUUUUACCUAUGCCAAAGCUCCUGCUGUUCAUUCGAGCACCCCUCAGGAUCUGUCCCGAAAUAAGAGCAUUGUGAAGCCUUUGCCACUACCAGUGCAUCCUUUAGGAAAGACCUUUCCUUCUGCACCUGUUUUAUAUCAAUCACAAGAAACCAAUGGAACCACAAGCGGACUAAGGGGCACUUUGCUAAAUCCUGCAUGUUCUCAGCCACUUUCUCACUCUACAUCACCAAGUCCUGGCAGCAUUGCUGGAGAAAUUGCAGUGAUGACUUUUUCUGGUCCGCCAAAGAAAAGACACCGGGGAUGGCCUCCCAGUUCACCAGUUCAAACACCUGCUUUGGCCUUUCCUGCACCACCUAUACGCCCAGUAACAAGACCAGUCACUGUGCCGCAGCCAGUUUUGGGAGGUGUUUUCCAGCCACAGCCGAUCCCAGCAGGGGAAACUGUAAUCGUGCCAGAAAAUCUGUUGAAUAAUUCUGGAGUCAGGCCUGUUAUUUUGAUAGGCUAUGGUGCCUUGCCAUAUUUCUAUGGUAAUGUUGGCGAUAUUGUCGUAAGUCCAAUGUUGGUGAACUGCUACAAGUUACAGGAGUUGGAAAAGAAGGAACUGGAUCAGAUGGGAGUGGUCAGCAGCCAGUUCCUGAGCGUAGAAAACCUAAUUCUUCUCACUAUCCAAUAUCUUGUGAAGCUUGGUCCCGAUCAAAUACCCAUUCGUGAAGUGUUUGAGCAAAUUGUGCUUAAGGCUCUACAGGAGUUUACCUAUAAGGAGCGCUCUUUGCCUAUGACCUCAUCUGGCAUGUUGGUGACACAGGCCCAGUUACCUUGGUUGGCCCGUUUGUCAGCUAGUGUUUCUCAAGAUUUGGUUCAUGUUCUUGUUACCCAGAACUCUCUAGCAGAGGGCAUCUCUGAGACUCUUCGAUCUUUGAGUGAUAUCAAACCCCAACAGAAGCUUCCUGACUAUGUAGUAGCAAUCUGUUGCUCAAAGUUGCGAGGGAAUGAGUUCUGUGUUAUUGCUCUUGGCAAAUAUCAAUCCCGAGUUCUAGCAGAGAGCAUGCUGACAACCAGCGAGUUCUUAAAAGAGAUCAGCUAUGAGCUCAUCACGGGAAAGGUUAGCUUCUUGGCCUCACACUUUAAGAACACAUCCACAG